Anopheles darlingi is the source of this 1165-nucleotide messenger RNA. RefSeq names its product antigen 5 like allergen Cul n 1-like. The transcript is spliced from 3 exons. Bases 91 to 873 code for a protein of 260 amino acids. Lineage: Eukaryota; Metazoa; Arthropoda; Insecta; Diptera; Culicidae. The record is from RefSeq and is a predicted model, not a curated record.
CGGUAUAAAACGAUAAACGUGUAGAUGUCAGUAUGAUCGGGAGCAGUGCGCAGUGAAGACGAUUUUCGAAAGCUGCGUAUCAACGGCACAAUGGCGAGUCAGAUGUUAGUCACUAUCGUGUUGUUUUGUGGUCUCAUCGCGGGACUGUCGGGGCAGGAGUACUGUAAUCCUUCUUAUUGUGGUCUCACCAAAAACGUUGGAUGCAAUCCUCCACCAUUGACCGGUGCACCGUAUUGCGCUUUCGUUAAGGGCCGUGUCGUAGAAGUUAAUGCCACCAUUCAGGAGCUCAUCCUCUCCGAGCACAACCGGUUACGCAACCAACUGGCGAUCGGAAAUUUAACCGGAUAUGCGAGCGCAGCUCGUAUGCCUACGCUUGCCUGGGAUAAUAUUCUCGCUGCCCAGGCGGGUCACAACGCCCGGACUUGUACCUUUGCUCACGAUCUAUGCCGUAACACAGCGAAGUAUGCGUACGCAGGGCAGAAUAUAGCUAGCCAGUCCUUCUACGGGACGACCAAAUCGGUAGAUACGUUGGUAAGAGAAAUGGUAGCCGCUUGGUGGAAUGAGAACCAAGAUGCGACGCAGGUACAGGUUGACAAAUAUCCUCGAGGAUGGACGGGGAAUGCGAUUGGACAUUUCACACAGAUGGUUAGCGAUCGUACAUCGACCAUUGGAUGUGCAAUGCAGUACUGGGUGGAACAAGAGAUCUGGGACACGUACUACCUGGUGUGCGACUACGGAUUGACCAACAUUGUUGAACGAGCGGUCUACAAGAAGGGCACUACCGCUUCCUCGUGCAACACUGGAACAAAUCCUACCUACCCUGGUCUAUGCUCGACGAACGAAUCGGUUCCACCACUACCGAAUAUAUCGUAAUGGACUUGAUUGAUGAGCUACCCAUGCCGUUAAGUUUCUAAUAAAGGAUUAGACUUUGAUUUUGCUUUCGGGCCCGAGCAAUAUCCUUUAACGGUAGCCUCUGCAAAUGAAAUUGAACGAUCGAAUCAUCGACGCUGUUCGAUAACUCUACUUGCUUCAGUUGAAUUAACCUGCUUGUGACCAUUACAUUCCUCAAAAUCAAUCACAAGAAAUUCAGAGAGCGGGUCCCUCUUUUAAAACAGAUUUUCAUCGAAGUAAAUUAAAAAACAAGCAUGAACAUGCUUAAAAUCUA